GCAUAUUCCAAAGGGCAUGUUCGAGAAAACAACCUCGUCACCCUCCAAGUCACCACACGUAUACACCUACUCUUCCCCUGUGUUCUCCACCGGUACGUCCGUCGCUCACUCCAGCUCUUCACCGAGGAAAUCGAAGUGAAAUGGCAGCAAUGUCGGGGAAGGUUGUCCAUAAUGUUUUUGUAUCACAGUGCUACCAACAGAAUAGGCAAUUCGUCAGCACCCAAUAUCAAAGGGACUGUUGUGCCCCUCAUGUGCGCACCUUGCUUCCCUUUCAAGGAGGGAAGUUGGCAUGGACUGGCAUCUCUUCCAUGCAAUUGCGCACCUUAUCAAAACACCGGAGUGGUUUUGUUAACCGAGGAACUGUUCACUGCAAUGCUGCUCCCACUACUUCUGCGGUGCCAUCUCUUGACAAAGUUGAUUUCUUGAAGCUUCAAAAUGGCAGUGAUAUACGAGGUGUUGCUGUUCCUGGUGUUGAGGGAGAGCCUGUCAACCUCGCUGAACCUGUUGCAGUAGCAAUAGCAGCUGCCUUUGCUGGAUGGUUGGUGGAAAAAAAGAAAGCUGAUGGCUCUCGACGUUUGAGAGUUUCCAUCGGCCAUGAUUCCCGAAUAUCUGCACAAGUUUUACAGGAUGCAAUUUCUCGAGGUAUUGCUGGUGCUGGCCUGGAUGUUGUUCAAUAUGGAUUAGCAUCUACACCAGCAAUGUUUAAUAGCGCACUUACUGAAGAUGAUGAGUUUUUAUGUCCGGUGGAUGGGUCCAUUAUGAUAACAGCAAGUCAUCUGCCUUACAACCGGAAUGGAUUUAAAUUUUUCACAAAUGCUGGAGGGCUUGGAAAAGCUGACAUCAAAGACAUAUUGGAGCGUGCUGCAGAUAUAUACAAUAAUUUUACGGAAAAUGGUUUGAUGAAUUCAAAGGAAAAAGCUUCUGCAUCAAUAAGGAGAGUUGAUUACAUGACCAUAUAUACAUCUGAUCUUGUAAAAGCAGUCCGCAAGGCUGCGGGAAAUAUAGAGAAGCCAUUGGAGGGAUUCCAUGUAGUUGUUGAUGCAGGGAAUGGAGCGGGAGGAUUUUUUGCUGCAAAAGUGCUUGAGCCUCUGGGUGCAGUUACUACCGGUAGUCAGUUCUUGGAGCCAGAUGGUUUGUUUCCAAAUCAUAUUCCAAACCCGGAGGACAAGACAGCGAUGAAAGCUAUAACUCAGGCAGUUCUUGAUAACAAGGCUGAUUUGGGGAUCAUCUUUGAUACUGAUGUUGACAGAUCUGCUGCUGUUGAUUCCACCGGCCGUGAGUUCAACCGGAAUCGUUUGAUUGCCUUGAUGUCUGCCAUUGUUCUUGAGGAACAUCCUGGAACAACUAUUGUGACUGACAGUGUGACUUCAGAUGGUCUGACCACAUUUAUUGAGAAGAAACUUGGAGGGAAGCACCAUCGGUUCAAAAGAGGUUACAAAAAUGUCAUUGAUGAAGCUAUUCGUUUGAACUCUAUUGGUGAGGAGUCACAUCUGGCUAUUGAGACUAGUGGUCAUGGAGCUCUGAAGGAGAAUCACUGGCUUGAUGAUGGUGCUUAUCUCAUGGUCAAAAUCUUGAAUAAGCUUGCUUCGGCCAGAGCUUCAGGAAUGGAUGGUGGCAGCAAAGUGUUAACUGAUCUGGUACAAGGUCUGCAGGAACCAGCUGUUGCUGUAGAAUUGAGAUUGAAGAUCAAUCAGAAUCACCCAGAUCUUAAAGGAGGAUCUUUCCGGGACUAUGGAGAGGCGGUGCUGAAACACUUGGAGAACUUUAUCGAAUCAGAUCCAAAGCUUCAAAAACCCCCUGUUAAUCACGAAGGGGUUCGAGUUUCUGGCUUUGGGGGAUGGUUCCUUCUUAGACUUUCACUUCAUGAUCCUGUACUCCCCCUUAACAUCGAGGCACCAAGCCAUGACGAUGCUGUCACACUUGGACUUCUUGUGCUUGCUGCUGUUAAGGAGUUCCCAGGUCUGGAUACCUCUGCCCUGGAUAAAUUUGUCCAAGUAUAGGCUUCAGAACUAUUCAAGCACCAAAUCCAUUGGCUUCAUCGUCAUGAAAUGAGGUACCCCCUUUUCAGUGCGGCUCAUCUGCGAGGUAGCUCUGUCAAAUGCAUGCUACAGGAAAUUCUGCUCCAAAUAGCACUACAAUGUUCUGUAAUAAGUGUUGUGAGUUUAUGAGUUAUUCGAGCAUAGAACUAGAGAUAUGAAGAAUGUAAAAUCGAUGUCAUCAUUGUCCAUUGUAAUACUAUCACAGUUUUGGAUUGGUAUGCCAUGUGCUCAAACUUGUUUACUCAUCAAGACUAUGAUGGGCAUCA
This is a messenger RNA of Corylus avellana, 2305 nucleotides long. RefSeq names its product phosphoglucosamine mutase family protein. Lineage: Eukaryota; Viridiplantae; Streptophyta; Magnoliopsida; Fagales; Betulaceae. Gene Ontology annotation, molecular function: phosphomannomutase activity. Gene Ontology annotation, biological process: carbohydrate metabolic process. Gene Ontology annotation, cellular component: chloroplast stroma. The record is from RefSeq and is a predicted model, not a curated record.